UCCACCUGUAUUAUUCAGUACCAGUCAAUAUGGCACGUCAGCAACAAACCGAUGUGGAUGAGCUUUUCGACGUGAAAAACAACUUUUUUAUUGGCAAUUAUCAACAAUGCAUCAAAGAAGCCCAAAAGAUCAAACCUUCUUCAUCAGAGGUAGCGAUCGAGCGAGAUGCCUUCCUCUAUCGUGCAUACAUAGCGCAGCGAAAAUUUCGUGUUGUGUUAGAUGAAAUUAAUAGUUCAUCACCAUCAGAACUACAACCGCUUAAAAUGUUAGCUGAUUACUUUGCGAAUCCUGAUCGUAGAGAAGUGCUACUUGCAGAUUUGCAACAGGCAACAAAUCAAAUCAAUUAUGACAAUCACAACCUCCUGAUUGCUGCUGCAACUAUUUACUACCACGAGAAUAAUUUAGAUGCAGCACUGACAGUACUUCGUGAUGCAGAACAUUUAGAAUGCCUCUCCCUAAAAUUAACAAUCUACUUGAAAAUGCAUCGUGUAGAUCUUGCAAAGAAAGUAUUGAAAACCAUGCAAGAAAAAGACGACGAUGCAAUUUUAACCCAGUUGGCCCAAGCAUGGCUGAACACAAGUACCGGUGCUGACAAGUUGCAAGAUGCCUACUAUAUUCUUCAAGAAAUGAUAGAUAAAUAUGCAAGUACAAGCAUGAUGUUAAAUGGACAAGCUACUUGCUUCAUUGGGCAAGCUAAAUACGAAGAAGCAGAAACAGUUCUGCAGGAAUCACUGGAGAAGGACAGUAAUAAUCCAGUUACUUUGAUCAACAUGGUUGUCCUUUCUCAACAUUCAGGAAAGCCACCAGAAGUUACCAAUCGUUAUUUGAGCCAAUUAAAAGAGUCACACGCGGAACAUCCUUUUGUUAAAGAAUAUUCACAAAAGGCUACUGAAUUUCAAAGGCUUGCAAAGCAGUAUACUGUGUGCACCUAAAUGAAUUACUUUGUAUCAUAACAUUUUAUGGUCCACAUUAAAUAGAAGGAUUAAUACUAAUGUAAUAAUGUGGGCUACAAGUAUAAAACACUCUACUUGAUCAUGGAAUUUUGUAUGAAAAGAAAACAUUUCAAUUAAUAAACAGAGGAACAUUGAUGUAGAAAUGUGUACAGUCUCAAUAAAAUACUUUUAACAAUUU
This is a messenger RNA of Hylaeus volcanicus, 1131 nucleotides long. RefSeq names its product coatomer subunit epsilon (gene epsilonCOP). Lineage: Eukaryota; Metazoa; Arthropoda; Insecta; Hymenoptera; Colletidae. The record is from RefSeq and is a predicted model, not a curated record. Bases 30 to 932 code for a protein of 300 amino acids. Gene Ontology annotation, cellular component: COPI vesicle coat. The transcript has 3 exons. Gene Ontology annotation, biological process: retrograde vesicle-mediated transport, Golgi to endoplasmic reticulum; endoplasmic reticulum to Golgi vesicle-mediated transport; intra-Golgi vesicle-mediated transport. Gene Ontology annotation, molecular function: structural molecule activity; protein binding.